Molecule: messenger RNA, 2751 nt
Organism: Salvia miltiorrhiza (redroot sage)
Lineage: Eukaryota; Viridiplantae; Streptophyta; Magnoliopsida; Lamiales; Lamiaceae
Product: J domain-containing protein required for chloroplast accumulation response 1
Exons: 9
Coding region: 1021-2520 (499 amino acids)
Biological process (GO): clathrin coat disassembly; clathrin-dependent endocytosis
Cellular component (GO): cytoplasm; intracellular membrane-bounded organelle; vesicle
Molecular function (GO): clathrin binding
Source: RefSeq, a predicted model, not a curated record
GCAUGAGUCUUGAAAUUAUUAAUUUUCUGGCAUUUUGCCAAAACAAAUUUGUCGUCUGCCAUUCUCUUCUUAUCUUCAUUUUCCAUUCAAAGCAAGCCGUCUUCAUACCCAAAUCUGUGGCCUCAGUUUCUCAACAAACAUUCUCUCCAUCGUCACUCUAAAACCUCAUUGCAUCUUCCUCUCUUUCUCUCUCCAUGCACAAGGUUAAUUGAAUGUGUUUGACUGAAAUCUGUUAUCUUCUUCGCAUGCUGAUUCAACCUAAUCCAGAAACUUGUUCAUGUACAUAAGAAAUCCUGCAAAAAAAAUAAAAAAUCUGUUAAUCUAUUGAAGAUUUUCCCGCCAAAGUUUGAAACUAUUUUUAGUAAGCUCACAAAUGGAGAAGUUGACGCGGAGAGAGAAUGGCGGCUCCCCGAAGACGCCAGAGUCAGACGACAUGGACUUCAAGGACGUGUUCGGGGGUCCCCCUCGGCGGUUCUCGAUGCAGGAUGUGAGAGAGAGGCACAGUUUCGGGGAGUCGUCUUCGGCCUCGUCGCCGUGGGAGAAGCCCGUCUUCGGAGAGGAGAAGAGGCGGCAGAGGGGCCCCGAUUUCUUCGACGACAUAUUCAAAGGCUCGCCGAGGAGGAGCGAUCGCGAUGGCUCGAAUCCGGGUUCGAGGAUCAUGAGCCCUUUCUCGCCUAAACCUGACGCCUUGGGCUCUUCUCUCCCUGCCCAUUUCAGGUUUUUCAUAUUCUUUUGUUGUUUUGUAAGUGCUUUUCAAUUCUGUGAUUAGAUAUCUCUCCACGUAAUCCAACAUUUCUAUUCCGUGUCUGCUUCUUAAGCAUUCAUUGCUACCAAAGACAACUUUACACCCACUUAUAUAAACACUUACAAAAAAUACCUACACAUUAUCCUUCGUUACAAGAAUGCACCAAUGUUUGCGGCAGCAAGGGACAAGAGGGUAGUUUUUAUUAGAGAAUGAUGGUCUCUGCUUGACCGAGUAUGUGACCAUAUGCCAGUUUACCUGCAAAGUGGACGAAAAGCAUGGAUUUGCCGACGUUUGGAUCCCAGAAUCAUGGGCAGCAGCACAAGGUGGAUGGAUUGAGUAUCCCACAGUCUUGGAGUCCUUUCUCUAGAUUUUCAAAUGAGGCAAGUGGGAGGCUUGAUGAAGUUGAGCCCGUGAGUCACCAAAGGCCGUUGUCCGAUGAAGCUGAAGAUUCACCAAUCUCUGAUCAGAAAGACAAGGAUGUGAGCAUUGGCAAUGAUCAGUUUCAUUUCUCAAUCUACAAAUGGGAAGGAGGCAGAGGAGUUCCAAUGCUGAUGCCUCUCGUCAUUGGGAAUAACUUGAAAUCAAAAGAUGGUAUCAAAUAUGAUGAAAUGUCUGCUAAGCCCGAGUCCUUAAGAUCAGAGCUUGCAGAAGGAGAUGUGAGGAGCAGACGAGACAAAAAACAAGAGCUGGAUUAUGUUUUUGAAGCAUUUCAUGAAUCAUCCGAGUCGAAAUCUAAGAUCAGCCUUAAUGAUAGUGUGGUUCUUGACACAAGUGUAAAGGAAGAACAAGUGAAAUCAGUUGAUGGAAGCAGUGUAAGAGACAAGGUUGAAAAGAAAGUCCAUGUGAAGAUAAGUGAAGGUCUUGAUGCAUUUCUUGAUCGAAGUGAUCAGCCUGAAAUGAAAGAUAAGAAAGCUAGAGCUCAACCAGUUGAUGGUGACAGCAAGAAAAUGAAGGAAAGGGGGAGGAAGGUAAUGGAGUCGAACAAUGCAAAAGUCGAGAAAUCUACAAAAUUGGAAGCAGCAUCUGAGGUGAAAAGUGGUGCAGCCAAGGGAAAGGUGAAGGAGUUCGUUCAGAUUUUCAACCAGGAUGCUGCUGAUUCAAGGCCCGAAGCUGAUGCUCGAGGGAGCCGGAGAUGGGGAAAUGUGGUGAUUGAUCCGAAAGGGAAUUCAAAUCAAGCAAAGGUUGAAGAACAAGUAAAUUUGCAUGAUGUGGUGGAUAAGAAACCAGAUGUUUCAUACAAGGAGGUUGAAAAUCUAAAGAGUAAUGAAGCACAACGAUUCUCUCCAAAGAGAGUGUCAACUAGUACUCGUUCUUCAAGUACACUGCGCAGAUCAUUUUCAACAGGGGCGCUUCCCGAGGAUUUCAAGAUAUCAGGGGAGAAAGUAGACGAUCCUUUGGAAGACACCUUCGAGGUACACGAAUUAUCCGAUGGUAAUGAAAAUGCUGCACACGUCGAAAGCUCUGAGGAAACCAAAGCUAUAGAUGCCAAGAUUCGGCAGUGGUCAGUUGGAAAGAAAGGAAACAUCCGCUCUCUGCUCUCAACUUUGCAAUACGUUCUGUGGGCUGAAAGUGGAUGGAAGCCGGUGCCCCUCGUUGAUCUGGUUGAAACGAAUUCUGUAAAGAGAGCAUAUCAGAAAGCUCUACUCCGACUGCAUCCAGAUAAGCUGCAGCAGAAAGGAGCUGCUUUUCAUCACAAGUAUAUUGCAGCAAAGGUUUUUGACAUUCUUCAGGAGGCAUGGGACCAUUUCAACACUUGCUCCUCCUUAGGUAUAUGAUGAGUCGAAAACAUCAGAGAAUUGAGCAGAGCAGUUUCAAGAGAAGUGAGGAUGUAAAUAUCUUUUUGACAGUGUAAAGAGGUAUACAUAAUACCCAUUGGAUUUCACCCAGAGCAGUCAUACUUGCCAUUUUUUAGUCCUCUUAUUUUUUACCCCAGACUUUCUGUCGAAUACUUUUGCUUCAUACAGAUGGUUGUAGUCAGAGAAAAGAUUAAGAAGAUUUCUUGAAAA